UUUCGUGGCCCACCACCAUCUAUCAGUGUUCAACAAGUUUAAUACUAGACAAGUAUCGAGUUUUUACUAACAGUUUUAUCUAUUUUUAGUUGUACCAGAGCAUGUGAAUUGGAUUGCUAAAGUUGGCAGUUAGAAUGUGCUAAGAUACAAUGUCGAAUGAAGAAGAACAUACGCUGAUUAGAGAUAUUUUCUAUUCUGGCAAGGACACUGAUGAAGAUGUUGAUCCUGCUGAUGCUAACAAGGAAUGUUUAGACCUAUAUCUUCCCGCUGGGGUACACUUUGAAAGAUGCAACGACACCGAGAACGGACCACUCCGUCCAUCUUCUAAAAAUCGAGCGAAUCCGGACCAGAAGGUGCCAUUUGUUAUUUUUGUACAUGGAGGAGGAUGGAGAAGGGGGGACAGGCAGGUUUGGCAGCAUUUUCUCAGUUGUUGGGACACAAACAUUUUUCUUGCUAUGGUCUCCUGGUAUUACGGUUGGUAUUCCAAUGUUGGCGAAUGUCUUGCGAAUUCAGGAAUCGCAUGUGCCGUAGUUUCUUAUCCAUUAGUGACAAUAAACAUAGCAAUUAUUCUGUGGGAAAAAAUGACUUCCUUUUUGGGAGGCGUUUGUAUGUCUUGCGUUUUGAGUGGUAUUGUUAUGUUUUUGUACGGAAAUCCAUCGAUCUCUUCGGUGCUCUGGACUGGAUUACUUUCAUACAGUGUUUUCAUAAUGGUGCUGAUGUUUGUUAGAACAGUAUCGUAUAGGAUGAACGCUGGACGAAGGAACCUGCUGUGGUUAAUAUUUGGUGGUGUUAGUUUUGUUAUCUGGGCAGCAACAGAUGAUUACCUUUACUAUAUUUCUAUUUUCUCGACGAUAUAUACCCAAUCUAUUUUAAUAAGCAAAAAGAUCAUUCUACCUCCAGUAACACACGCUGAUCAAAUCAAGGCAGUCAAGAGUGCCAUCGGAUGGUGUAAUGCUCUCUGUGAUAAAUCGGACUAUUUCUCUGAUAUCAUAUUAAUGGGUCAUUCGGCUGGGGGCCAUUUAGUCAGUUUGGUGUCUCUAGAACCUCAGAAUCAUUGCCAAAGAGUUAAGGGUGUAAUAUCAAUCAGCGGUGUUUAUGAUUUACAAAAACUUGCCACGGGCUUGCUUAAAUACGUCUACCUCCAUCCAAUAUUCGGCACAGAUCCGUCUUUUUGGCUAGCUUAUUCUCCACGUCAUAUAGCCAAGUGUCAAGCAGAUUACAAGCGCCCACCAUACUUACUCGUCAAUGCUGACCAGGACAUGCAUCUGAUCAAAGACGCCAAAGAUCUGAGCGAGACGUUCAAUGAACACAACAUCUCACAUCGUUUGAUGUAUAUCCUGAACCCAUCUCAAAGGCUUGAAACGAAUGCUGUUAAGAAAAUAACCCUUAAUGGUGAUGACCAUUGGAAAGGGGAUGGGGGACUGCAGACCUUUAUAAUGAAAUGCCAUUCAAGCCAAAUGCACCAAAUUCCAAUAAAACUAGAAAAAUCACAAUAGAAUCCCUUGGACAUGAUUUCUGUUAUACCUUAUGAAGGUCCGGACAAUAUUCAGAACGUUAAGUGCACAAAAACACAAAUAUUUCAACAUUUUAUACAAUAGCUGCCAUAAGUAGAAAUAUUGUGCAUUUAUUAAAAACAGACACAUGAUCAUAACAGGUCUACCACUAACACAAUCUAAAUAAAUCAUCAUUGUUAUCAAACAAUCAUUAACUGUCACUUGUAUAAGUACCAAACUGCUUAUUUCUUCAUUUCUACAGUAUAGCACUCAUAUUUGUGCACAUUCAGUGACUAUUCAAAUCAUUGGUAUACUCUAUAUUUUAGAUAGCAGUAGUAAUAAACUUAAUUUCAGUUAGGUUCAGAGCUGUUGAUUUAUCGGUCUUUGCCAGAAAUGUCUG
This is a messenger RNA of Lottia gigantea (owl limpet), 1893 nucleotides long. RefSeq lists its product as hypothetical. The coding region runs from base 150 to 1496 and encodes 448 amino acids. The transcript is spliced from 5 exons. NCBI's taxonomy places the organism in Eukaryota, Metazoa, Mollusca, Gastropoda, Lottiidae. The record is from RefSeq and is a predicted model, not a curated record.